Messenger RNA from Oldenlandia corymbosa var. corymbosa, 1849 nucleotides. NCBI's taxonomy places the organism in Eukaryota, Viridiplantae, Streptophyta, Magnoliopsida, Gentianales, Rubiaceae. The record is from the annotation of a GenBank genome assembly.
GGGGAUUUUCAGCUUUCUGUUCUUCUCCUCUAAUUUGUGGUGGUCUUCUGGGACUGAGCUCUAUAACAGCUCUCGCUGGAGUUGGUAGUAUUGGAGGAGGACGACGAAAGAAGAAACCAAAGCCCCGGGUAACAGAGGCACAAAGCGUCUCCUGCCUUAUCCAAAUUCCUAACAUCUGUAAGUUUUCCGUUUUGUGAGGAAUGAUGUUGUUCUUGUUUGAACUUAAUCAGGCUGUCCCAAAUUAAUGAAAAUUGAGAAGUCUCCAUAAAUGGGUCGCUUUCGGGUGCUCGAUGAAAAUUGAAAACCAUAUAGUUGAUUUUUUAUUUUUUUUUCUGGGUUAAGUAUGGUUCUAUUGCUGGUUUGUAUGCAGUUAUUGUAAGAAAUGUAAGUUCAUUGAUUGAUGUUUAAGGUUUUUUGCAAUCCAUUGGUGUUCCCAUUUUAAUCUUUAUGGAUUUAUGGAUGAUCAUUUUUUCUUUUUCUUUUUUUUGUUUUGGAAUCGCAUGGCUUGAAAUUGAAUGAGUGCAAAGUUGGGGGAGGUUGGAAAGAUUUUUAGUAGUGUGAUAACGCUUGAAUGAUUUUGGUUUACUGGAGAAGGUUAGGAGUUGCAGAUUAUUAGUUACUGAUGCCGAGAUCAAUCUCGUGUUUUCUUACUAUGGUUUGAUCACUGAAAUGUCCAAAAUCAGUCUUGAACUGAGAGAAACAUCUAUCAUAAAGCUGUCAAUGCGCUUAAAUUUUAAGGCCAAAACUGUUUGAUUUGCUGGUAGAGUUUUUGAUUGACAUAAUUCCUAGAUUCCCCUCGCUUCUCCUAACGAAUACAAUACUAGUAGCUUUUAUCAUACUACACUAAUCUGGAUCAAAUCUUACUGCUUUUAACACUGGUUCUUCCAUGAUAAAUGUCACAAAGAGCGACCAUAUAACACUGGUUCAUUGGCUGUCAAAAUAGCAUCACUUUCUCCUAUCCCAACAAAAAUGAGAAAUACAGGGAGAGAGAGAAUUUGAAAUAAGAAUGGAUUCAAAUUGGACAAUACCAUUUGAAGAUAUUUUAGGCACUGGAUUUGUCUAAGCUGAUCUUCCAUAAUAAAGCUUUUAAGACCAAGACUGAUGAUUGUAAGUGUGAUAGUAAAUGCCCUUAUUCCUGAACUCCUUUCGGGUUUACCUUUUCUCGGGAAAGGAAAAUAAUAUUUUCUCUGCUUGGUUGUUUUUCCACCCUACCAUUUAUCAACAAUUUUUUGACAACAUUUUUUUGUCAUAUUGUUGAUAUGACUGUUUUCUGUGCAGGUUCUCCAUGAUCGUUGUUGAAUUGCCAUUCACUGGCAAUCGGACAGUUCAGAAACUUUUUGCUCCUAUAAUCCCAUCUAGAACUGCAAAUCCUGCUUGUCCAAUGUUGUAUCACCUUUGUCCUGCUUUCACCGUUAAACACCCUUACUCUCCUUUCUACCAUAAUUUUAAGAAGGGUUGGCGGAUUACUAGUGCUGCUGAUGGUAACAGCAUAAAUUCUUCUCCAUCAGAUAAUAGUGGUACUGGAACUCGACUCGUUAGGGCUAUUCAAAUCUUCCUGGACAAAAUAGAGAUGAGAAUUAGGGAUCUAAGGAAAAACCUCCCAGUCAAAUUACUGUUUUUCUUGGUAGGAUUUUACAGUGCCACUGCCUUUGCCACUGUUAUUGGGCAGACCGGUGACUGGGAUAUUCUCUCUGCAGCCUUGGCUGUUGCUGUGGUGGAGGGCAUUGGAGCUCUCAUGUAUAAAGAUUCUCUCCCUUUGAUUGGCAAGCUAAAGAGCUUAAUUAUUAUGUUCAAUUAUUGGAAAGCUGGGCUUUCCCUUGGUCUCUUUCUUGAUUCCUUCAAGUAUUAG